Colletotrichum spaethianum is the source of this 1593-nucleotide messenger RNA. Its product is annotated as putative MFS-type transporter. The transcript has 2 exons. Gene Ontology annotation, molecular function: transmembrane transporter activity. The coding region runs from base 1 to 1593 and encodes 530 amino acids. The record is from RefSeq and is a predicted model, not a curated record. Gene Ontology annotation, biological process: transmembrane transport. Lineage: Eukaryota; Fungi; Ascomycota; Sordariomycetes; Glomerellales; Glomerellaceae.
AUGGACGCCAAGGAUUACCGGACCUACCCGCGCAACGCCGUCAGCUUGGAGUCCCUGCGUCCGGUCGAGCGGGGCUCCGAGACCGUCGCCAAGCAGGACGUCCCGGUCAACGCGUCGGCAUCGGCACCGCCCACCAUCGCCAACAUGCUGAUGGACGAGGGGGACACGCAGGAAGAGUCGGAGCCGACGGACGUGAGAGAUGCAAAGCUGAUGAGGCGGGCGCGGUGGGCCCUCUUCGUCAUGGCCUUCUUCAUGGGCGACGUAGAGGACGGACUGGGGCCCUUCCUCGGCGUGUACCUCCAGAAACACGGAUGGGCCCCCGGGCUGCGCGGCACCGUGACCACGGUAGGCGGCGUGGCCUCCAUCAUUGCGACGGGGCCGAUAGGCGCGUUCAUAGACGCUACAGACCACAAGCGCCUUCUUGUCGCCGUCUUCGCCCUUCUCGUCGGCGCGUCCCAGGGGCUUAACCUCAUCACCACUCACCCGGGGCUCGUCUUCACCACACAGAUCGUUUCUGCAGUCGCGGGCACCAGCAUGGUGCCCCUGCUCGUGGCGCUCACGCUGGGAGUCUGCACUCCCGACCGGGAAGGCGAUGACGCCUACAACAGCAAGAACAAGCACAGCUUCCGGAACCUCAACGGGCGCAACCAGGCAGCCAACCACGCGGGCAACAUGGUCAGCGCAGGCCUCGCGGGCCUGCUGGGCUCGCGCUUCGGGUUGCAGGCCGUCUUCUAUCUGGUCAUGGCCUUUUGCACGGCGACGACGGCGUCCGUCUUUCUAUUGCCGGCGCGGGCAAUCAAUCACGCGGUCGCGAGGGGAAAGCCUGAUGUCGAUGAUGGCAUCAAAGACGUCGUUCUUCAGCAGGAUACGCAGAAAACAGGAAAGACAGGGACGGAUGAAGAAGCAGAAAGGGGCGGUGUUCCCCCCCGUGAGGCUCCAAUCACCAGCUGGAGGACCAAGAUGAAGAACAAGUUCUCAAACAGCGCACUCAGGAUUCUUUUGAAAAACAGGCCUCUUGUCGUCGUCGCCAUCACCAUAUUCCUGUUUCACCUCGGUAACGCUUCGAUCCUCUUUGUUUACGGCCAGGCCCUCGUGGCCGCGGGCGAGGGCGAUCCCGCCGGCACCACCGGCCUGACCGUCAUCAUCGCGCAGGGCACCAUGAUCGUCGUGUCGCUCCUGACGUCGUGGCUCGCCGGCCGCCGCGGCUACUGGUUUGCCAUCCUCGUAUCCUACGCCGCCUUGCCCAUCCGCGCCGCCGUCGCAGGCCACGUCAUCAAGAGCUGGGGCGUCUGGCCCGUCCAGAUCCUCGACGGCAUCGGCGCGGGAAUCCAGAGCGUUGCCAUCCCCGGGCUGCUGGCUGUCAUGAUGGCUGGCACCGGGCAUGUCAACGUGACCUUUGGCAUCGUCGGCGGCAUGACCCGCCAGACGGGCGCCGCCAUCUCCCACUCGCUGGGCGGCUGGAUGGUGCAGGCCAAGGGGUACAGUUUCGCGCUCUAUUUGUCGGGUGUCUUCCCCCUCGUGUCGUUGGCAUUAUGGACUGGGUUUUACAAGAUGCUCCGGCCAGUCAUGGAUAGAAAACCUGGAAGUGAGUAG